AGAGUCCUAAUAACUAUUGAUAUAAACAUAAACAACGUCUCUAUGACACAUCGAAAUAAAUAAUAACAUAGCAAAUAUUAUUAAUUAAUUGGUUCCAAAGUCGAAUCAUUUUCAAUGUAGAGAAAGGGUUACUCAAUGAUGUUAGUGAAACUAAUUUUAUCUGCAAAAUCGAGCAAAAAGGAUAAAAACAACACAUGAUAUAAAGUAAUGGCGCUGUCAUGCACGCAAAAGCGGAAGUAAUUAUACUAUGAUCGAGCUAGUACCUAUUUGAUCUUAAAAUUGUGAGUUUUAUAUUUGAUUGAUUUCUUAAAUAACAAUUCUCCAAUUAGGUAUAAUCUAUGAGAUGAAAUGCAAUAAAUGGAAGAUUUUCAUUCCAAUAAUUUAGAAUGGCAACAUUUUGGUCAGGGAGACCUGGAUGGCUAGGUAAAUUGGGAAUAGCUUUGCUAGCAACGUGGCUGUUAAUAUUAAUUAUAUCUGUUCUACACGUUUUCAAAACAAAUUCUAUAUCAUCACAAGAUGGGACUCCUACAAAUAAAGAAAAUGCUCAACGUUUAGCACAAAUGAUUAAUGAUUUUGAAAUUAUUAAGAAACAAAAUGAUGCUUUAAAAAAUAUUAUACUAAGGGAUGGAACUAAAUCUUUACAAGGAGAUCAUUUGGGUUCAGCUCAAGAAAGAGCUGAUAGAGCUUCAAUUUAUUAUGAUCUAUUGGAUCAGCAUGUUGGAUCUAAAAAUAAUAUACCUUCUUCGGAAUACGAAGAACUGCGGCGUAAAAUAAGAAAUGAUGUACAAGAAAUGUGGUACUAUAUGAAUGCUGUAUUAACAAAAUUCAAAAAGCACAUAGACGAAUUUUCUUUUGAACAAAAAGAAAAAGAAAUUCAAGAUGCAGUAAGUAAUAUUUGGGAACAUAAAAAGUCUCUUAUUAUGGAUGUAGAUAGAUUAACGAAAGCUGACGGUCAUGAAGAAUGGCGGAAAAAAGAGGCUAAAGAAUUAUCGGAUCUUGUCCAAAGUCGAUUCAAGUAUUUACAAAAUCCUCCCGAUUGUAAUAAAGCAAAGAAGUUAGUAUGCAGUUUAAAUAAAGGCUGUGGUUUCGGUUGCCAGAUACAUCAUAUUACUUACUGUUUUUUGGUUGCCUACGGAACGGAAAGAACACUUGUAAUAAAGUCAAAAGGAUGGAGAUAUCGUAAGGAAGGUUGGGAAUCAGUUUUUAAGCCUCUUAGUGAUACAUGUUUAUCCGUAAAUGGUGUAUCUUAUGCUAAUUGGCCCGGUGAUUCUUCUAAACAAGUUAUUUCCUUGCCAAUUGUGGAUAACGUUUAUCCCAAACCUAAAUUUCAACCUCCAAGUGUACCAGCAGAUAUAGCGGAAAGGUUAAAGAAGCUUCAUGGCCAUCCAUUAGUUUGGUGGGUGGGACAAGUCUUAAAAUACUUAAUGCGACCUCAAGAUAAUAUGCAAAAAGUAUUAGAUAACGCAAAAGAGAAAUUAGGUUUUAAAAAACCAAUCGUUGGCGUUCACGUUCGUAGAACCGAUAAAGUCGGUACUGAAGCUGCAUAUCACGACAUAGAUGAGUAUAUGAUUAAAGUAGAUCAAUAUUUUGACCAACUGGAAACAAAACCAGAUGUAAGACGAGUAUUUUUGGCUAGCGACGAUCCAAAAGUAAUAACAACAGCAAGAAGUCGCUAUCCCAAUUACGAAAUUAUUGGUGAUCCUGAAAUAGCUGAGACAGCAUCAGUGUCAAAACGUUAUUCGGACUCAUCUUUACAAGGAAUUAUUAUAGAUAUACAUCUUUUGUCUUUAAGUGAUUAUCUAGUGUGUACAUUUAGUUCGCAAGUAUGCAGAGUUGCGUACGAAUUAAUGCAAACUUAUUACCCGGAUGCAUAUAAUAGAUUUUCAUCGUUGGAUGAUAUUUAUUACUACGGUGGACAAAAUUCGCAUCCUCAUAUAGUUAUUAUGGAUCAUAAACCAAGAAAAAGUGGCGAAUUGGAAUUGAAGGUUGGUGAUCUAAUCGAAGUAUAUGGAAAUCAUUGGGAUGGAUAUUCCAAAGGUUAUAAUACUAGAACUAGUAUGACAGGACUAUUCCCUAGUUUUAAAGUGAAAAAUCCUGUCGAUGCCGUUGACUUUCCAAAAUAUCCAGAUAUAAUGUUACACGAGAAUAAAGAUAAGAAAUAAGACAUUUUUCUAUUUUGCCAAUAGACAAAAAUAAUGAUGAACAAAUCAUUUCCAUUGCAUUUCAUUAACUGCUUGCAGAGAACUGUAGUUAGCUCUUUGAAUUCAAAUAUACUAUCAUAAGAAAAUAUAGUAUGACUCAUGAUGUAUAUAUUUUGCUAUUUACAAUUGAAAAGAGUCAGUUAUUAUAUAUUCUAUAUAUAUAUAUGCACGAAUUGGGAUAAAAACAAAUAGAUCAUAUUUAUAUUUAAGUGCAAUCACUGCUGCAAAUAAUUGUAUUUAUGAAAGUUAUAGAAUAUAAUUGUACGCAUUAAUAUAUUAUUACUGUAUACAAUUAUACGAUCAUUAAAGUUGACAAUAUAGAAGAAAUACAAUAAGUAAAAUACAAUUGUUUAAAAAAAAUGUUUUGACAGUAAGUAGCGUACAAAAGAAUUUGUUACUAUUUAAUUGAUAUAGAAAAGCAUGAUUGUUAAUUUCAUCAGAGUGUCUAUCUCGUUGAUUUCAUUAUUUGUUAUAUAUUAUAUAUUAAUUUUUUCUAUUGAGAAAAAGAAAAAACGUUUAUUCCAUUUCUUAUAUAUAAAAAAUUAAAAAGGAGCGAUUAUAAAAAAUGAUAGAGAAAUACAAUGUUUCGUGCAAUACGUUUAUAAAAGAUAUUAAAUCGAUGAUGUAAGAGUGAUACACUAUUGUUUAUUAAACAAAUAUCAUAUUGAACAAAAAUUUUAUCCAUGGUCAAUCCGUAUGUUGUAUAGAAUAUACUUGUAAAUAAAAUUACAUGUCAUUUUAUCUUUUUUUAUAGCAUUCUCCAACAUUAUAUCGUUUUUUAGCAAUUAACAUUAACGUAAUCAAAAUGUCGCAACAAUUUGUAUUAUUAGUGUAUCACAUGAUUUUAUAUCUCUCUUUUAUAUGCACGUAGAAAUUAUUUUUAAGAAUUAUUUUUUACAUAAACGAUAUUUUGAAACUGAUAAUAUUACAAUGAUUAAAUAGUUUAUGAAAGAAAAAAUAAAUACAUACUUAACAUUCAUGCACAUCGAGCUGAGCCAUAGAGGCCUAUUUGUAUUUAGAAUAACACGCGUACGUGUGCGCGCACAUACGAUAUAGAUAAUAUUGUAAUAUAUUUUAUAUUGUAUACUAAUUAUUAAUAACAUUUGUUACAUUAUUAUAAAAUUCAAUUUGAUUUUUAAUAAAUAUUUAAGCUGUGA
Molecule: messenger RNA, 3358 nt
Organism: Polistes canadensis
Lineage: Eukaryota; Metazoa; Arthropoda; Insecta; Hymenoptera; Vespidae
Gene: FucT6
Product: alpha-(1,6)-fucosyltransferase
Exons: 6
Coding region: 387-2162 (591 amino acids)
Biological process (GO): protein N-linked glycosylation
Cellular component (GO): Golgi cisterna membrane
Molecular function (GO): glycoprotein 6-alpha-L-fucosyltransferase activity; protein binding
Source: RefSeq, a predicted model, not a curated record